Molecule: messenger RNA, 1476 nt
Organism: Paramuricea clavata
Lineage: Eukaryota; Metazoa; Cnidaria; Anthozoa; Malacalcyonacea; Plexauridae
Source: the annotation of a GenBank genome assembly
AUGGAGGACUACGAUGACAUUGAGUUGGAGGAGACAGAAAAGACAUAUCCUCAAUAUGACGACCUCAAUUAUGAUGACCUAACAACAGCUUUUAGUAGGUUAGAUACAAAGGUGAGGGGAGAGGCUAUGUAUGGUGAUGACCCUAUAGUAAUAACUGAUCUUAAAAGUGAACUAGACUAUGUGAAGAAUCUUAUGGAGAGACGUGCAAUAGAAGAAACAACUUUCACCGAAGGAAAUGAUGGUACAGUGAACAUCUCCGGUCCAUCAGGAAGCACAACCGUUCAAGGAGUCGACUUCGUGGAAGAUCCAAACAAUGUACUUCCAGACGUGCUAGAUGCAUUUGAUGAAUCAUUUGACACUAAAUGGGAUGAUAUAGAGAUCCGUCUGAGUAAACUGAAAAAGUUCUCAGAAGACCGACUCACAGCAAAUAAAAAGAGAGAUUUCGAAAAUCAAGUAGAACGUGUUCAUGCCGUCGUAAGAGUUAUUAAGGGUAAGGAGGGACUGAUACUAGACCCUAAGAAUAGAUAUGUCAGGGAACUCAUAAAACGAUCAUCUGUAAGAACACUCAAUGAUGGCACAGAGGUGUUGGUAUUUAGAAGUGAACAAGGUAUUGACAAAAAUGGAACACAAAUAAUGAAAUGUGGUAAGAAGAAGACUCCAGUGUACUCCAAGAACUCCAUUGCAUUGAGAGAAUACAAGGACCUUAUAAAGAAAAUCAAGCAGACCCCUAUGGAUCCUAACGCUAGAAUUACAAGUGAAGAAUCAAUUUACGAGGAUACCAGAGAAGAGCCACAAUUUGAUACCAGUGAUGAGGAAUUCAUUGACCGAGAGAACAUUGAGUUAAUAGACAUAGGUGCAAAACUAGGAGAUCUUCCAGGGCUAACAAUGGAAGAAAACAACGAACUGAGAAGUGUUCUUAACCCACCUGAUGGAUCAAGCAUAGAAGGCAGAACAGGUCCCAAUGGAGCGCUGCAAAUUCAGGCUGACUACUUUAAUGAAGCUAUUGGUAAAACCGCAGGGCAAGCCACUGAAGCUGAGGGUACAACUGAGUACAAUGCUCUUAUAGAAAGAAUUGACAGUUUUAAGGAAGCUAGGGAUAGGACACUAGAGCAGAGAACAGUAGAGGAAGCAAGAGAGGCACAGUUGAAAGAUAUUUCUAGAUUACGUAGAUUUAUAGACUGGGUAGGAAAGGAAAAGGUGGGACUUGUGGGGAUAGCAGUGUCAACAUCUAGUUUAAUUACAGCCUUAUUAAUCCAUGCUAGGGGAGCCAUUGUGAAGACAGCAAAGGCCACUGGUAAAGUAGCAAAAGCAUUAGCAAAUUUAGCAAAGAAAGCAGGGCCAAUCCUAGUUCCAAUUCUGAACGCAGUUGCAACGGCGCUAUCAUGGGGUGCCAAAGGAGUUGCAUGGUUAGCGUCACACUUAUGGGUAUUAGCCAUAGCUGCAGCCUUAAUGGUAUACAACUAUUACACAAAGUAA